Exaiptasia diaphana is the source of this 1954-nucleotide messenger RNA. Its product is annotated as DNA-directed primase/polymerase protein. Gene Ontology annotation, biological process: response to UV; replication fork processing; error-prone translesion synthesis. The record is from RefSeq and is a predicted model, not a curated record. Lineage: Eukaryota; Metazoa; Cnidaria; Anthozoa; Actiniaria; Aiptasiidae. Gene Ontology annotation, molecular function: DNA-directed DNA polymerase activity; chromatin binding. The transcript has 18 exons. Bases 205 to 1638 code for a protein of 477 amino acids. Gene Ontology annotation, cellular component: mitochondrial matrix; nucleus.
GUUCAUGUAUUCUCUGAGGAGAUUGAUUCAGAUGGCAAAAGAAGAUACCUUGUGAGCACAUUUGACCAGUUYUGGCAAUUCUACAGAAAGUUACAACCAGAUCAAAGGCAUUAUUAUGAAGUCAUUACUCAAGGCUCAGCCUGUAAACUGUACUUUGACUUGGAAUUYAAGAAGGAAUUUAAUCCAGAAAGCAAUGGAAUUGAAAUGCUUGACAUAUGGAUCAAGUAUGUCUGCUUCCAUAUCAAGCAACACUUUGGACCAAUCUUGAUCAGCACUGACAGCAAGUUCUCAAGACACCUGAUAUUCUGUUUACCUGGGGCUGUCUUCAAGGAUAACAUUCAUGUUGGUAACUUUGUUAACCACAUUUGUGGCAGUCUACUCAAUCUUGUGCACAAUGGAAAUAUCUCAAAUGAUAAAGAAAUCAAUGCAGAGGACGAAAGUUUAGAAUGUCGGAGUCCAAAAACUCCAAAGAUACCACACAGCUUGCAAAAUGAUGAAAGAGCAUCGCCUGGACGAGGAACUAUACACGACUUGAAGAAGCUUCUUGUAGCAAAUAACAAGGGAGAGGUUGGAACUUUCUGUGACCAAGGUGUUUACACAAAGAACCGGAAUUUUCGUUUAUUCGAAUCUACUAAAUAUGGCAGAAAUUCUACAUUGGAGCUUUCAAAAGAGAAUCUUUACAAGGUAACAAAUGAAGACGUAGUACUUCGACAGAGAAUCUUUGUUGUAUUUUUUUCAGGAACUAUACACGACUUGAAGAAGCUUCUUGUAGCAAAUAACAAGGGAGAGGUUGGAACUUUCUGUGACCAAGGUGUUUACACAAAGAACCGGAAUUUUCGUUUAUUCGAAUCUACUAAAUAUGGCAGAAAUUCUACAUUGGAGCUUUCAAAAGAGAAUCUUUACAAGCCUGUUAUGAAGUCUCGUAAGGGAAGCUUCAGUCGGGAUCUCAAUUUCGCUGUUUUUCUGGAUUCGUUGAUAUGUAAUGUGAGUCACAGCGACACUAAUCAACGUGACGUGAAAAUCCUGACGUUUGAGUGCGACACAACGAGACUCGGUAAACGUCCAAGAUCACACGGAACAGCUUCUAAUUCACGAGAUGUAACGCCAUCGGGCUACGAACAUUCUCCAUAUCCACGCAUUGACGACUAUAUUUCUACUGUCAUCAACAAAGGCGGUGUCCAGGGRAGGAUUAGAAGAUGGGUCUAUUUUUCACAAGGUAAAGUCCUCAUGUUUGAUGUUGACAAAAAUCGUUGGUGCGAGAAUAUUUGCAGACCUCACAAAAGCAACCAUAUUAUAAUGGUGGCUGAUUUGAAACGAGGUGUCUACUAUCAGAAAUGUCAUGACCCUGAAUGCAAGAASAUYAAUUACAAAUCACAAGAAAAUCCGAUUCCAGAAGAAAUCAACCCUUUCUCUGACGAAGAAGAGUKUUUCGAUUCGGGUAUUUUUGAAGACACCCAAGAUGAUGAUAUUCUGUGUCAAUUUGCCGAGGAAGCAGAGAAAAACGUUUUUGCUGUAAAACCCUCGCAAGGAAACAACCUUGAUGAAGAMGACACUCAGUUAGCAUUAUUACUAGACGAUGAUGAUGAUUGGCAGCCAUGGAAAGACCUUCCAGAUUGUGAUCAAUCGAGUCAAAAAUGAUAAGUAAGCUACUAUAGGGUGACUCUUAGAUUUUAAAUUUCCUCUGUAAGAAAAGUGAAUUAGUUUAACCUUUUAAAUCAUUAUUUACUAGUACAUUAGCGGAUUCUACGAUACCAUACCGCAUAUUAAACAAUACAAAAGUUUUCCUCAUAAUUUAUUAUUUUUUGAAGCUCACCGUUCAGCCUGAUCGAACCUACCGGUGGAAAUGUCUUAUUUUAACACCACUCAAACGUUAAAUUCCCUGGUAUUCCCCUGGGGUUGGGGGAAUAGAAUAAAAACAUAAUUAAUAGAACUUUUUUUCAACUCUUUUAAUAGA